Molecule: messenger RNA, 358 nt
Organism: Caenorhabditis elegans
Lineage: Eukaryota; Metazoa; Nematoda; Chromadorea; Rhabditida; Rhabditidae
Gene: VZK822L.2
Exons: 3
Coding region: 60-311 (83 amino acids)
Source: RefSeq, marked reviewed
UUUCAGCUGAAAACGAACUGAAAAUUGAGUUGGAACUGAGUGAAUUCGGAGGGGAAUCAAUGGAAGUCUUCGUACAAUGGGCUCCAAAUGUUGUGCUUCUCGUUGGGGGAAUGUCAAUUGUAUGCAUUCUAAUUCACAUUAUUCAAUCGACACUUCGACCUCCACAAUGCUGUCAUAACUCUUCAGGUACAUUAAUAAUUGGCUUGCCACAAGUACAUCCGCAUAAUUCAUUUCAAUAUGUUCGAUUAGAGAGUCAAAAUGUGGAAACAGACUCUUGGCACAAAACGGCGUUCCCAGUUUUUGACGUGUAAUAACAAUUUUUCUGUAUUGUAUUAACCCUAAUAAAUGACAUAAUAAU